Messenger RNA from Candidozyma auris, 1467 nucleotides. It is a transcript of the gene HGT18, whose product is annotated as Hgt18p. The transcript has a single exon. Lineage: Eukaryota; Fungi; Ascomycota; Pichiomycetes; Serinales; Metschnikowiaceae. Gene Ontology annotation, cellular component: membrane. The record is from RefSeq and is a predicted model, not a curated record. Gene Ontology annotation, biological process: monosaccharide transmembrane transport. Gene Ontology annotation, molecular function: hexose transmembrane transporter activity. Bases 1 to 1467 code for a protein of 488 amino acids.
AUGGCAGACAAGACAUCAGAUACACUAACUGCAAAGCUCAUUGCCACAGUGGCGAUAAUAUGCUUAGGCUCGCUUCAGUUUGGCUACCAUAUGUCAGAACUCAAUUCUCCAGAAGCAAUCUUGACUUGUAAGGAGUCAAUUCCUCUUCUCACUCCAUACGAGGAAUCCUUCUUCGGUCAACGAGGGUUUCAAAGAUGUAUCCCAUUGAGACCAGAACAGUUUGGUCUUGUGACUUCAAUUUUCAGUAUCGGUGGUUUGCUUGGCUCCUUUUACGUUGGUUCUAUUGCAGAUGCAAUUGGAAGGAGGAAGACUGCCUUGCUUCAUUGCGCAGUGUACUUCGUUGGGUCAUCACUCAAUGGUAUCAGUAACACUUACCAGGCUUUAUUGGCGGGUCGGUUUAUUGCUGGCGUGGGCGCUGGCUCUGCGCUUGUGGUUACAUCGCUCGUCAUCAAUGAGAUCGCUCCUCCUCUGUACAAGGGUUUCUUCGGGUCCAUGAACCAGGUGUCGAUCAAUGUUGGUAUUCUCUUCACUCAAUUGCUUGCGUUGAAGUGGAACAAUGAUAACGAUUGGAGAUUCAUCUUGUUUAUGGCAGCAGCUAUUGCACUUGUCAACUUUUUCCUUGUGUUGAGCUACAUGGACGAGUCCCCAAUGUGGCUUGUGAAUAAUGAUAUGUCAGAUCAAGCGUUCACUGUAUUGCACAAGUUGCGCGGUGGAGAGUAUUCCCUUGUGAGAAACGAGGUCAAUAGUUGGAAGCAAUCAUCUGGUGUCGAGGUUGAGGAUUCAUCUUUGCUUUCAGGUGAAGAGGAACCCAGACCAACAUCAAGUGGUGCUGUAUCCUUGAGAGAAUACAUCACAUCAGGAGAGUUCAACAACUCAAAGAUUGUGGCUCUGGGGAUCUUAGUUUUCCAGCAGUUUUGUGGUAUCAACUCCAUUGUGUUCUAUGGUGUUUCUGUAUUGAUUGCCAUCUUUCCCACUAAGGCUGUCUUGAUCAACUGCUUAAUCUCGACAGUGAACUUGGUAGUCACCUUCAGAUCAGCUCUUCUUGUUGACAAGUGGGGCAGAAAGCCGCUUCUCAAGAUCUCAGUGACUGUAAUGGGUAUAGCAGCUGCGCUUCUUGGCUUCGGUAUUCAAACGUCUAACUCGUAUUUCUCUGUGAUCGGCACGUUUGUCUACAUUGCAUUCUUUGCUAUCGGUUUAGGGCCCAUUCCUUUCUUGUUGGUUGGAGAAGUGACGCAGCCCAAGGCAAAAGCGCUGGCGCAAAGCUUUGGUGUUUCCAUGAACUGGAUUGCCACGUUCAUGGUCGGCUACAUCUUCCCAGUCCUCAGAAACUCAUGGCUUGGAGGAGCCACCUUCUACAUCUUCACGGCCAUGUGUGCUUUGACUUACUUAUUUGUGGAGAGGUAUGUGCCAGAGACUAAAGGCAAGAAUACCUAUGAGGAGGUUUGGAAUGUUAAUCGCAUUGAAUAA